CUCCCUCCCCUCCUCCCCCCUCCGGCACCCAGCAAUUUCGGUUGCGCCCUGGACCUGCUAGUUCCUGGUCGGCUUGUAGGCCCUCAGCGCGGCGAGAAGGGAGGGCGAGGGGCGGGAGUGCGAGGAACUGCUGCGGAGAGCGGAGGAAGGGAGGGGGCGGGCAUGUCGCCAGGAGUCGUGUAGCCCCCGGAGCAGCGCCACCAACACCACCCGCCGCCUCCUUCUCCUCAUCAUGAUCAUAGAGAACGUGGACGCGCUCAAGUCCUGGCUGGCUAAGUUAUUGGAGCCAAUAUGUGAUGCUGAUCCUUCAGCACUGGCUAACUAUGUUGUGGCAUUGGUGAAGAAAGAUAAACCAGAGAAAGAGUUGAAGGCUUUCUGUGCUGAUCAACUAGAUGUCUUUCUACAAAAAGAAACAUCAGGUUUUGUCAAUAAACUCUUUGAGAGCCUGUAUACCAAGGAUUACCUAGCCCCCAGUGAACCAGCAAAACCAGAGCUGAAGCCUGCAGGUCAGGGGAAAGAAGAAAUCAAAGAGGAGACAUUUCAGGAAUCUUUUGAAGAAGAGCGGGAGAACAAAAAGAAGAAAUACACUAGCCCACAGAAAAGUCGUUCAGAUCCUAAUGAGCAAAGGAAUAGAGAGAGAAAAAGAGAUGAUGGUAAAUGGAGAGACUAUGAUAGAUACUAUGAGCGGAAUGACCUGUACAGAGACAAAUACGACUGGCGAAGGGGAAGAAGUAAGAGUCGCAGCAAAAGCAGAGGGCUCAGCCGGAGUCGCAGUCGCAGCCGAGGGAGAAGUAAGGACCAGGAUGCAAACAAAGACAGGGAUACAAACAGAAGUGUUGAGCACAGAGAGCGAGCUAAAUUCAAAUGUGAAAGGAGUGACAUGGAGAGCUCAUACAACUCAGUGUCUUUGUCUUCCAUUAACCCUACUGAGCAGUAUUCCUCUGGAGCACAGUGUAUUCCCAGUGCUGUGACUGUGAUUGCACCUGCUCACCACCCUGAAAACACAACAGAAAGCUGGUCAAAUUACUACGGCAAUCACUCUGCUCCUAAUUCCUUUGGCAGGAACGCACCGCCAAAGAGGCGUUGUCGAGAUUAUGAUGAGCGGGGUUUUUGUGUCCUUGGGGACCUCUGUCAGUUUGACCAUGGAAAUGACCCACUAGUCGUAGACGAGGUAUCUUUGCCCAGCAUGAUUCCUUUUCCUCCACCACCACCGGGACUUCCUCCUCCUGGGAUGCUGAUGGCACCCACACAAGGCCCAGCUCAUAGCAUGCGAAUGCCAGGCCCACAAGUGCAUCCUCGGCCGCCACCACCUGUUCGGAUUCCUAUGCCAAGGCCUCCUUUAUCACAGUCCAGUUUGAUCAACAGUCGCGACCAGCCAGGGACAACUACAGUGCCUAGCCUUGCACCAGCAGGAGCAAGACUACCUCCUCCAUUACCCCAAAACCUACUAUAUUCAGUAUCAGAACAUACAUAUGAACCAGAUGGCUAUAAUCCAGAAGCCCCUAGUAUUACCAGUACAGGUAGAUCUCAGUAUAGGCAAUUCUUUUCAAGAACACCAAUGCAGCGUCCAAAUCUUAUUGGAUUAACAUCUGGGGAGAUGGAUACAAAUCCAAGAGCUGCUAACAUUGUCAUCCAGACUGAGCCUCCAGUUGGCAUUCCAAGUAACAGCAGCAACAUGUCCAGGGUGGUGCUUGAGCCGGACAACAGGAAGCGAAUUUCAAACACAAUAGAAGGACCGUCUCCAAAGAAACCCUGGGCUGGAAAGCAAGCAAAUAACAACCAAAAUAAACCAGGAUUCCUGAAGAAGAACCAGUAUACAAAUACAAAAUUGGAAGUUCGUAAAAUACCACCAGAACUGAACAAUAUUACUCAACUUAAUGAACAUUUCAGCAAAUUUGGCACAAUUGUGAACAUCCAGGUUGCUUUCAAGAAUGACCCUGAAGCUGCUCUAAUUCAGUAUUCAACAAACGAUGAAGCCAGAAAAGCUAUUUCAAGCACAGAGGCUGUGUUGAACAACCGGUUUAUACGGGUCUUGUGGCACCGGGAAAACAGUGAGCAGCAGCCACUACAGCCAUCCCAGCAGCACCAGCAGCAGACGCCUCCACCGCUUCCUCACCAGCUUCACCUGCAGCAUCCAAUGCCAACACAGGCUCCGGCUGUAACAGUUCACAGCAGUAUGCCAAAGGUGACUAAGCCAAUGCCAGCGGGUGCCUAUGUCCUUAACAAGGUUCCAGUUAAGCAUCGGCUUGGAGCCAGUGGUGGAAAUCAGCCAGACACUCAACAUCUGAUGCUUAACCCGUCUGGUGCAUCUGCAGAGGAGGCUCAGGUAUUUCCUACAUCAGUUGGCCACACAAAAAUGGUUUACAGUUCCUCCAACAUGAAGACAUCUAUGAAAUCUGGUACAGGAAACAAAUCUCAUGAUGUCCAAGAAGUUCUUAAAAAGAAGCAGGAAGCAAUGAAACUGCAACAAGACAUGAGGAAGAAAAAACAGGAAAUGCUAGAGAAACAAAUAGAAUGUCAAAAGAUGUUAAUAUCAAAAUUAGAAAAGAAUAAAAACAUGAAACCAGAGGAAAGAGCAGAGCUCAUGAAGACAUUGAAAGAACUAACAGGAAAAAUUUCUCAGUUGAAAGAUGAAUUAAAAACCUCAUCUCCUGCUUCAACAACAUCAAAGUUAAAGUCGAAAACAGAGGCACAAAAGGAACUUUUGGAUGCAGAGCUGGACUUUCAUAAAAGACUAUCUUCAGGGGAGGACACAACAGAAUUAAGGAAAAAGCUGACCCAAUUACAAGUGGAGGCUGCCCGUUUAGGCAUCUUGCCUGUUGGUCGUGGUAAAGCGGUGUCUUCUCAAACCAGAGGCCGAGGACGGGGGCGUGGAGGGAGAGGGAGAGGUACAGUGAAUCACAUGGUCGUCGACCACCGUCCCAAAGCACUGACCAUCGGAGGCUUUGUGGAAGAGGAGAAAGAUGAACUCCUUCAGCAUUUUUCAAAAUUUGGAGAUAUUGAAGGCCUUCAAGAGGAGGAUUCACCUUUAAGUGUUGUUCUGACAUUUAAAUCCCGCUCUGAAGCUGAAAAUGCUGCCAACCAAGGGUUGAAGUUCAAAGACCGCCGACUUCAGAUAUCGUGGCAUAAACCCAAGGUACCUUCUGUGUCCACAGAAACUGAGGAAGAGGAACCCAAGGAAGAGGAGACAGAAACUUCUGAUUUAUUUUUGCCUGAAGAUGACGACGAUGAUGAUGAAGAUGAAGAUGAAUCUCGUUCCUGGAGAAGAUGAAACUUGAAGUGGAAUCAUAUAGUUUUAGAAUUGUUUGAACUGCAGCUUUUAAAAAAUUAUUUAAAGGAAGUCAAUGAGCCAAAAAAAACCUUGUUUUUGUUUUUCUUUUCAUAUACACAAGAGAGAAAGUGUGAACUUGAUAGAUAAGCAGAUGAAUCCCCACGAUCAGCCAAAGGCCCAAAACUAACACAGAAUUGUAAAGAUGGUUAUGAUCAUCUAAAGAUAAAGUGUAUCCAUUUUCAAGGCUCAUAUCCAUUGAGUUUUUAAAACAAGAAUUGUUUUAUUCAUCUCCAAAUUACUUUACAAGUUUUAUUUAGUAAUGUGGAAUCUGAGAUGGGAGCUCUCUGAAAUUAAUUUGUGCAUCAACAUUUGAUUGAAAUUUGCUAAUUCAAAGGCCCCUUUGUUAAGUGAUUUAAAAUUAAGUUAUUUAGCUUAAGUAGCUUUAACUUCUCAGUUUCAAAAGUCUCAAAAUUGCACAUACUGUGGUUAAGGAAGAAGUCAGUUUUCCUACAUUCCUCCAACUGAGACCUAAUUCUUAAUAUAUUUAUAGUGCAAGACAAUUGUAACUAACUAGUUCCUGGUAGCACUGAUGGGAAUACAUCCACUGGUGCAGUUGAGCAAUCUCUGAUGCUGUAAAACUGUUUCAGUGGGACAUUUGUGGCCUCCUUCCUGCACAUGCCCUGUUUGAAAUGAACCACAGCAGUGCUUCAUGAACAGCCAGUAUUGAUUAAUGUGAAUGCACCCUUUUUGAAGAGCCUACUCAUUAGAACAGGGUUUUUUCCCUCUGUGACUAAAUUAGUUAUUUUUUUAGGUCAGUGCGGUAUUCUAAGCAAUUAAUGUUCUCUUUGGCCCAAGUCAAAACUAUAUACAGUUUAAAAUAAUGGAUACUAAAUCAGUGCAUGGAGUGGUAUUGUGCUUACACACAAUAACCUUUAUAAAAUGAAUGUUUUAAGUCGAGGAGAGACAGGUGAGACUGGUUUACUUAGACACAUUUUAUCUGCAUGUUGUUUUGAUUAUUAUUCAGUUUUUCUUAAAGCACCAGACAAUAACUGAUGUGGAUUGUAGCAAAAACCAAACUGUUACAUUUUACCGGACCAUGAGAACAGAUCUUGAUCUCUGGCUACUGUUAAUCCUAAACACAUUGUCUUGUAGGGCAUUGGCUUCAUUCUUAGUGCCUCUGUACUCUGCCACAGACAAUGCAUCCUAUUAUAGGAGAUUAUACUAUUACAUUCUGAUUUUUAAGAUCAAAAAAGUAGGGAAAAUAUAUAACUCUCACCUCCUGUGGUAUCAAAGCACUAAUGCAAGCAAAUAGAAAAAUGAGGGCAUAUUUCAUCCAAGUUUAUUACCGCUACUGAUACCAGGUUCACUCUUUGUAUCAGAUGUUCUAAGUCCCGACUUGCUACAUGAAAUGAAGCACUCUUUCUGUUUCUUCUUAUUUCGGAUACUGUUGUGGAUAUUGUGGUGUCUGAAUUCCCAGCUGGUAUCAAUUUAGGUUCCAGAGGUUAUUCUUGGAAAGGAAUGCAGUUUAUCAGUGGGUGUUUGCCCAUUAUGUGAAAGCCUUUUGUUUUCUAGACGAUGGCUACAUUUCUAACAAACCCAGUGAGUCCACGGAUAUUGCACAGCCUGAGAGGGCAUAGCCUUGCUCUUCUUCCAUCGCCUGUAAUGUUUGAAUGCCUGUGGCUUAGUUAUGUGGCCAUGUAUUGACCCAUCACAGCAAAAUGUUUGAAUUUGGACAGUUUAAUCAACUGAUAGAGGGAACAAAGGAUUUACAUAUGUAUGUGUAUAUAUAUUGUACAGGGUUUUUUCUUAAAGCUGUAUAAUUUUGUAAAUAAUUUUGCUUUUUUGUGUACUAAAACUACAAGCAUCUAGAUUUCCAUAAGAGUUCUUGUAUUUUUGUAUCUGGAAGAUUACAGUGGUUGAGUGAAGCUGUAAGAGAGAUUUCCAUAGCCCUUGGCUUAGUUAGACUGGAUGGGAUUCCUUUUCAUAUGGUUUUAAAUAACAUUUUGUUAGUGCACUGUUCAGAACAGGAUGAAUGUCCCUGCUCAAAGGGUUAGCCUUUUUUUAUGGAAAGAGGAGGGGGGAACCAGCUGGGGGAGAUUUUAUUUAAUCAUUUUUCCCAUUUUUAAAGGUAUCUUGACUCACAUCAAUCCUCUAGUGACAUCUUAAAUGUGAUUUCUCAAAUCAGAAGCACAAAACCAAGUUGGUGCCCCUGAACUCGUGUAAUGAAAGCAUACUAUUGUGUUACCAGGAAUAUAAGUAAUGGGCAUCAUAGUGGUAACUUGUUUAAUACAAAGGGAAAGGGGAAACUAGUUCAAAGUGACCUUCAUUUUGACUUGGCUGUGUAUCUCCCUAGGUCAUGUGUAUUAGAGGUUAGUAGGACACCAUUUGUGUUACUAGGUAGACUUUUUUUCUGGUAGCACUUUAUUUCUAAUAGCUAUGAAAUUGUCACUUUCACAUUCAUAAGCCAUAACCAACAUCAUAAUAUCAUAAAUAUACCUGCCGAGUGAUUUGAAAACUGUAAGUUGACCUGAAAUAAAACGUUACCACAUGUGGAGUAUAUCUCACUGACCACUUAGCAAUCUGUAGUCCCAUUGAAAUGCAGAAAAAUGCUACAACAGAAAUGGUCUGUGAAUCACUACCCUAAAGCUUUACAAAUGCGAAUGCUACUAGUAUAUAAAGUGUCAGUUUAACUGUGGUGUAAUUUUUUUGGUUUCUUUUUUAAUCCUUGAGCAUAAAAAAACAGUCAGCAUCUAAAAACUGAUUUGAAAAAAUGUAUGCCCACAUAACAGUGGAGAUGCUUCAACAGUUUUUAGCAAAAUCAUGUGAAAAGGAAUAUUAAAUUCCUCUCAGUGUAUAGUAAACUUGUACUAUAGUUUUUACAAGAUUGUGAACUUGUGUAAUAGUAUAUUAGGAGAUAUUGUUGGAUUUCUAACUGUUUAUACAUUUAAAUUCAUACAUGUAAUGUUUGUUUUAUUGAUUACACUCUGAAUUUCUAAGAUGCAUGUUGACUUUUUGCAAUAAAGAGAUAAUAUGGAAUGGUUUAAAAUUAUAAACAACAAAAAAGAUGUAAAACAAUUUGAACUGAAAUUUGAAGAAAUAACCAUUCCAAAAAAAACUUAUAAUCACUUAAA
This is a messenger RNA of Anolis carolinensis (green anole), 6402 nucleotides long. RefSeq names its product RNA binding motif protein 27 (gene rbm27). The record is from RefSeq and is a predicted model, not a curated record. The transcript has 21 exons. Gene Ontology annotation, cellular component: nucleus. The coding region runs from base 233 to 3271 and encodes 1012 amino acids. Gene Ontology annotation, biological process: mRNA processing. NCBI's taxonomy places the organism in Eukaryota, Metazoa, Chordata, Lepidosauria, Squamata, Anolidae. Gene Ontology annotation, molecular function: RNA binding; metal ion binding.